Messenger RNA from Engraulis encrasicolus (European anchovy), 3027 nucleotides. RefSeq lists its product as uncharacterized. The record is from RefSeq and is a predicted model, not a curated record. Lineage: Eukaryota; Metazoa; Chordata; Actinopteri; Clupeiformes; Engraulidae. The transcript is spliced from 2 exons. Gene Ontology annotation, molecular function: nucleic acid binding. The coding region runs from base 1 to 1755 and encodes 584 amino acids. Gene Ontology annotation, biological process: DNA integration.
AUGGCGGACCCCCACGCAGACACAGAGCCAGACACAGACACCGGAGAGGAGAACUUGAUCGAGGAGAGUGUCUCAAACUCAAAUGAUGGAGGCCAGAGUGCCAAAGCCAUCCCACUAAGAAAAGCUACGGCCAGACAAAUUGCUAAAGAACUGUUCUUGCUCUCCACUAGCCUGGGCAUCCCAAAGGAGAUCCUGACCGACCAAGGAACCCCCUUCAUGUCCCGAGUGAUGAAGGAGCUCUGCACCCUACUGAAAAUCAAACAGCUAAGGACGUCGGUCUACCACCCUCAGACAGAUGGGCUAGUGGAACGCUUUAACAAAACCCUGAAAGCCAUGCUGCGGAAGGCGAUUGGAGAGGACGGACGCAACUGGGAUCAGCUGAUCCCAUACCUCAUGUUUGCCGUAAGAGAAGUACCCCAGUCUUCCACUGGUUUUUCACCUUUUGAGCUUCUGCUUUCCUACAGACCCAGAGGUCUGCUCGACAUCGCCAAAGAGGCUUGGGAGGAACAACCCUGCAGACAACGGACCUUGAUAGAGCACGUCGGGGCAAUGAAGGAGAGGAUGAAGGUCAUCUACCCCAUAGUGCGUGAACAUAUGGAGGCUGCUCAACGUCAACAACAAGCUGCCUACAACCGACCUUCCCAACCCAGAGAAUUCAAGCCUGGGGACCGAGUGCUGGUUCUGGUUCCGACAGUUGAAUGUAAGUUCUUGGCAACCUGGCAGGGUCCAUACGAGGUCAUUGAAAGAGUGGGACAGGUAAAUUACAAGGUGAGACAACCCGACAAAAGAAAACAUGAACAGAUUUACCAUGUUAAUUUACUAAAAAAGUGGCAUGCCAGAGAGGCCCUGUUGAGUUGUCUGCCCCCUACAGAGUCCAUGGAACCAGCAAGAGAAGAAGUUCAAGUGGGUCCGGGCCUAUCUCCACAUCAACGACAGAUGACCCUGGAGCUGGUGGAUCGCAACCGGGACGUCUUCUCCUCCCUCCCUGGACACACAGAGGUGGUCCAACAUCAAAUCCGAACCAUGCCUGGCCGGACAAUAACACAGCGACCGUAUCGUGUCCCAGAAGCUCGGAAAGCAGUCAUUGAGGAGGAGGUAAAGAAAAUGCUGGAAUUGGGGGUCAUUGAGGAAUCCAAAAGCGCAUGGGCAAGUCCAAUCGUACUGGUCCCGAAACCAGACGGGUCGGUGAGAUUCUGUAACGAUUAUAGAAAACUAAAUGCAGUGUCUGAGUUCGAUGCAUACCCAAUGGCCCGUGUUGAUGAUAUGGUAGAUGCUCUAGGACAGGCCCGCUUCCUAACGACUCUGGACCUCACAAAAGGCUACUGGCAGGUACCCCUGACUCCAGCGUCCAAGGAGAAGACGGCCUUUGCAACACCAGGGGGACUCUACCAGUACACCCGACUUCCCUUCGGUCUCCAUGGGGCCCCAGCUACUUUCCAGCGCUUGAUGGAUCGGGUCCUCACCCCACAUAAAAGGUAUGCGGCAGCAUUUCUAGACGAUGUUGUUAUCCAAAGUCCUGAUUGGGAUAGCCACUUACCCCGUGUGCAAGCUGUGCUCGACUCUCUCAGGGAUGCAGGUCUGACGGCGAACCCAAAAAAGUGUAAGCUGGCAUUCAGUGAGACUAACUACCUGGGGUACACCAUUGGUCGUGGACUGGUCAAGCCACAGGAAGCCAAGCUGCGGGCCAUACAGGAUUGGCCACAGCCCAUCACCAAGAGGCAGGUGAGAGCAUUUUUGGGCCUAGCCGGCUACUAGAGACGCUUCAUCUCAAAUUUUGCUUCUAUAGCUGCACCCCUCACAGAACUGACCACUAAACGCCACUCAAGAAUGGUGAGAUGGAACCCUGCGGCGGAGGCGGCCUUCAUCAGCUUGAAGGAAGCCCUGUGUUCCAGUCCGGUCCUGGUGGCGCCGGAUUUCAAAAAAGAAUUUAUUGUCCAGACAGAUGCUUCUGAGGUGGGUCUGGGGGCUGUACUUGCCCAAGUACAUGGAGGUGAGGAACAUCCCAUUCUCUAUCUAAGCAGGAAAUUGCUGCCAAGGGAAAAAAAUUACUCUACUGUGGAAAAGGAAUGCCUCGCUAUUACCUGGGCCCUGGAAUCUCUACGCUAUUAUCUCCUGGGCCGGCGUUUCACUGUUAUCUCUGAUCAUGCCCCUCUACAGUGGAUGGCCCGAAAUAAGGAAACUAACAGUAGAAUAACAAGAUGGUUCCUGAGUUUGCAGGCUUUUAAUUUUUCUGUCGCCCACAGAGCUGGCAAGCAGCACGGCAACGCUGAUGGCCUAUCCCGCCGGGAUGCCCUCUUCGCGUCCUUCAGCCCGACGAGGACGUCGAUCCCGAGGGGAGGGUUGUGUGACGUCACGAGAGGCUGCGUGCUGGAGGGACGCUACAUCCCCGUGAGAUGGCUUCAACCGCUGCCCUCUCUGUCUCCAUCUGGUGGCGGAAACCAGAUAUUGCACACCUCAACAGAGAGCACCACAGCUGCAAUCAAUGAGUGGACAACAGCUGAGCCUGAUGACUGUUUGAGCAGCUGAGCAGCUAGAGAGAGAGCUAGUAACUCACUCAGGAUCAGUCUGGAGUGGGGAAGCCAUGGCUGAGACUUCUCUCUCUGCCAAACUGAGCGGUGUCUUGAAAGCAGAGAACAUUGUGCGCCUUGACUUUGCCUGUGAUUGUGCUUAUCGGAGGAACGUGGACUGAACUUUCCCUUUCGGUGAGACCUUUUCCUGGAAUAAUUACCUGGAGAACAUUGAUUGAACUUUUACAUGGAUUACUUACCUGAAAACAUUACUUACCCAUGAACUGAAGCCAUCCUUUGUUUGAACUGACCGAGUGGUUGAAGAUUUUGCUUUGGAAGAAAAUACUCACCUGUUGAAGAGAGACUUUAUGUUUGAUCCUUACAAAAGAUAUCCUUAUUUGAACCUUUUGAACCCAGAGACUUUUUCUGUUAAUUGAAGUACAUUAAUAAAAAUCAUAAUUUUAUUUGAAACUUUGUGUCCUCGCACUUCUUGAACUGUCCCGCUGAGAGCUAAGCCUCU